This is a messenger RNA of Pyricularia oryzae 70-15, 276 nucleotides long. RefSeq lists its product as uncharacterized. Bases 1 to 276 code for a protein of 91 amino acids. The record is from RefSeq and is a predicted model, not a curated record. The transcript has 2 exons. NCBI's taxonomy places the organism in Eukaryota, Fungi, Ascomycota, Sordariomycetes, Magnaporthales, Pyriculariaceae.
AUGACCCACCCCAAAAAGUACGUCAUUCGGCACGGAACGCCACAGCCCCCCCGUUUACCCAGGGUUGCACAUAUGAACUUGUCGCUCGGUGAGCCGCGCGACCCAGACUUCUUUGCGCGGGAACACCUUUUCCUGCAGCAGGUGUUUUACGCAUUGAGACGGAACGACCAGGUGGGUAAGAUUAAGGUGGGUAAGAUCAAGGUGGGGAACAUGAUGUUGAUUCUGCGUGCGAGCCACACCGGAAGUGAUGGUACCACCCACGGUGAUGGGGGGUAA